AUGAUUUGUUUGGAUCAGGAGCAAUUAGCAAGGGAAAAGGCAGUGAGCGGUCGCAUACAGCUGCAGGUGGGAUACAAUGAUGAGAAGAGCGAGGUGGUGAUGUCGGUCCUCGCAGCUGACGACCUGGCCUUUCGUGACGACUCGGGUGGGUUCGGCAAUCAACCCGAAGCCUAUGUCCAGUUUCGGCUGCUACCUUUCAUGGAGGGCCAGAAUACGGUGAAAACCGAAGUGGCUGAGCCGACACAAAACCCCAUCUGGAAUACAACGGUGGAAGUGGGUAUGGUCAGUGGAGAACAGCUGAUGGAGAAAACUGUCGAGGUCACCCUGUGGGACUACAGGCCUGACAAGGAACAGGUGUUCUUGGGUGAGUGUACAGUGGAUAUCCAGAAGGCACUUUUGGACGACCGACCGGUCUGGUACCGUCUGGAGGACCCACGGCAGCUGCGGGGGUCUUCCUCCACGCGCACCUCUCCAAGGACGUCGCUGGUCAACGAACUCACGCAGCGUCUCAAGAAAGAGAAUCGAUCUUUAUCAGAAGAGACACAGAGCGACCUGGAAAUGGAGAGCGGUUCGUUUCUGCAUCCAGACCACGCCUACGUGGCUGGCUCACGUCGCGGCUCCAGCCAAUCAGAGCAGCUUGACGUCACCGAGCCCUAUCAGCUCAGCAAGGACUUCUCAAGGUCACUGCCCGGCUCGCGUCGCAGCUCCUUCCAGUCGGCCCAGAAUGCCGAGAAAGAAGCUGAUGUGCCCCCUCCCACCUACAACAAGGAGCGGAGACGCAGUUCAUGCACACAGCGCAUGCGCGACCCAGAUGAGAUUCUGCGCAGUCUGAAGGCGGUGAAAGGAGAACUACUUGGCCGGAGUCUCACCAUCAGUGAGAGACGCGGUUCAAGGA
This is a messenger RNA of Nilaparvata lugens (brown planthopper), 895 nucleotides long. RefSeq names its product regulating synaptic membrane exocytosis protein 2-like. The record is from RefSeq and is a predicted model, not a curated record. Lineage: Eukaryota; Metazoa; Arthropoda; Insecta; Hemiptera; Delphacidae. The transcript is spliced from 5 exons. Gene Ontology annotation, biological process: regulation of synaptic plasticity; calcium ion-regulated exocytosis of neurotransmitter; positive regulation of synaptic transmission. The annotation marks the transcript as partial. Gene Ontology annotation, molecular function: transmembrane transporter binding; small GTPase binding. Gene Ontology annotation, cellular component: cytoskeleton of presynaptic active zone; presynaptic membrane.